Molecule: messenger RNA, 2845 nt
Organism: Ricinus communis (castor bean)
Lineage: Eukaryota; Viridiplantae; Streptophyta; Magnoliopsida; Malpighiales; Euphorbiaceae
Product: BEL1-like homeodomain protein 9
Exons: 4
Coding region: 514-2460 (648 amino acids)
Biological process (GO): regulation of transcription by RNA polymerase II
Molecular function (GO): RNA polymerase II cis-regulatory region sequence-specific DNA binding; DNA-binding transcription factor activity, RNA polymerase II-specific
Source: RefSeq, a predicted model, not a curated record
GGAGAUGUCACUGUAACAAAGAUUUUUGCUGUUUUGUGCGUUAGUUUGUGUUGUGUAAGUGAGGGAGUGAUUGUGAUAGUCUUUUCUUUUCCUUUCUUUCUUUUUCUCUCUGUAUUCGUGUAAUGAGGAUGCGUGAAGUUAGCGACCCAACCCAUCGGCCAUUUACAAACUAAUAAUAAUUACACGUAUCUGUUAUCUCUCUGCUAAAAAAGAAAAGACGACCUGCCAUUUUUGCAGCCCACACAGAAGCUAUAGAUCAUGAUAACCUUUCGUUUCGUCAUCACCCCUUCUCUUUCACUCUUCUUCUCUUUCUUUUAUUUCUUUCAUCCCUACUACUUCUACUGGUCUUUGUUUUAAUACCCUCUUUACCACCAACCCCGUUCCUCCUUUUUUUUUUUUUUUCUUUUUUCCCUUUUAGAGAACAAAAUUUUCUGUUCUAACUCCGUCUUUCUUUUAUCUCUAACCAAAAAAGAAAAGAAAAGAAAAGAAAAGAAAGAAAGAGAAGGGCUAUCUAUGGCGGAGGGUUUUGAACCCUACCAUGUCCCACAACAAAGUAGAAGAGAUAAGCUAAGAAUUGUGACUCAAACCCACCCACAAGACCUCCAUUCUUGCGCUUCUUUACUUCCUCUUUACGAUCCCUCUCUUCUCUCUUCAGAUUUGCUCGCUUGUGCUGCUUAUAGUAACUCGCUUUCACCUUGUAAUAAACCAAACCCUGUUUCUCUUGUCAAAGAAGAAGGUCCUCAUUUAAUGGGUUUUGUUGCCGGGAUCGUUACUGCUAAUGCUACUUCUUCUUGUUCUUCUUCUAUUACUACUGCUGCUACUACUACUACCACUCACCAUCUUCAUCCCCCCUACUUGAAUCCUAUAUCUUCUCCUUUGCCUUUAAACCCUACUUCAGUUCAUGAUAUCAAUGCUUCUUCUGAUCCUUUUCUUUAUACGCCAAAUAAUCUUCAAAACCUCAGAGAUUUUGACCACCCUUUUAAUGGCAGUGCUGCUCAAGCUUUACCCUUUAAACCAGAACCUUUGUCUACUACUACUGGUCAAGGCUUGUCUUUAUCUUUAUCUUCUCACCAUACCCACCAAACAAAUCUUCCUUUGGAGCUUAAUUUGCAAAGAUAUGACUCUGCAGUUUAUGAUCCUGAUAAGGUUACCGCUACAGGCGGCGGCGGCGGUUAUUCAGUUGCUGGCAUUAUUGAAGGCAGUGGCAACUUGACCCCGAAUGAGCUGUCUAGGAGUUCAGUCCCUCUUGGACCUUUAACUGGUUAUGCUUCUAUUUUGAAGGGGUCAAGAUUUUUGAAGCCUGCACAGCAACUGCUCGAAGAGUUUUGUGAUGUGGGUAGGGGAAUUUACAUCGAAAAGAUAACGGCUGAUGCCUCUUUGAUGGAUUCUCCUGUUGACUGUUUGAAUGCAUGUGGAACUGCUGACGAUCCACUUAAUUGUGGAGAUGGUGAAAGUCGGAGAAAGAAGUCUAGACUGAUUUCAAUGCUGGAUGAGGUGUACAGGAGGUACAAGCAUUAUUAUCAGCAGAUGCAAGCUGUAGUGACAUCUUUUGAGUGUGUUGCCGGGCUUGCCAAUGCAGCUCCAUAUGCUAGCUUGGCCUUGAAAACCAUGUCUAAACAUUUCAGGUCUUUGAAGAUUGCAAUAACUGACCAGCUUCAGUUCACCAAUAAGGGCCAUGGCCAACUGAGCCAUGGAAAAGAAGAGGCUAUAAGGUUAGGGAACAUUGAUAGAGGCCCUUAUGUUCAAAGGCCUGGUCAGAGCUCAGGAUUCGUCGACCACCAGCCUGUUUGGAGACCGCAAAGGGGGCUUCCGGAGCGUGCUGUGACUGUCCUUAGGGCAUGGUUGUUUGAACACUUCUUACAUCCCUAUCCCACAGAUACAGACAAGCUAAUGCUGGCCAAACAAACGGGUUUAUCACGGAGCCAGGUGUCCAAUUGGUUCAUUAAUGCAAGAGUAAGGCUCUGGAAGCCAAUGGUGGAAGAAAUACACAUGCUGGAGACACGGCAAGCACAAAAGGCUACACAAAAGGAGGACCAAAAUGCCAACAGAUCAAGUGAUCAUGCACCUCUUUCAAACUCUGCUGUAUCAGAUAACCCAUCAACCUCCAUCCAAAGAGUUCAAGACAUCCCCUCAAAGCGCACUAGAAAUGAUCUUCCUGAUUUACCUCUGGGUAGUGAGGAACCACUGAAUUUGUCUUACAACAAUAUGUCAAACCACCCACCGAUAGGAGUUGGUUUAAGCCCAGCAAAUGGAAGCGGUGGUGUUUCUUUGACACUAGGCCUUCACCAGAAUAAUGGGAUAGGUUUGUCAGAGCCCUUUCCUAUGAAUGCAGCUCAACGAUUUGGUCUUGGCCUAGAAACAAAUAGCCAGGGAUUUGUUAUGGGGGGAUUUGAAGUACAAAAUCGGCACUUUGGAAGGGAUGUUAUGGGAGGGCAACUGUUGCACGAUUUUGUUGGUUGAAGAUGUUUGAUUUUUGUAAGAGUCAUCCAUGCUAACAAGGUUAUAUUCUGGAUAAGCAUUCAUUGACUAUCAGAACUCAAGCUGAUAAACAAAGGUCAAACGCUUGCCUCUUUAUCAAGUAACAAGGUAUGAUCAUCGAAUUGAAAGUGUAUAUGAUCUCUUAAUACAGUGCCUAAGAGAAAAAAAAGAUUGGUGUAAAAUUCUUCUGUAAAUCUAUAAUUAAAAUGAUAAGAAAUGAUACCUUAAGAUAAAAACUAAAUCAUGGGUAGAAUGGCUUUAGAUGGUGGUUUUGUGUGAACGAAAGCUCACAUUUUACAAGCUCACCAUCGUCGCAAGUCAGAAAUGGUCUUAAUGACAGGUUCUUGCUUGAGGUCAAAUUUCUCAA